GUCGCUCACCGUGGUUGCUCCUGUUUUGUGUGUGAAUACUGAAUGUUGACAUUCAACAUGGCGGCAUGUCGUCAGUGCUGUGCUGUGUCGUGCUUGUGUAAUUGUUAGUUUAGGACAUUUUUGAAACCAAGGCUCACUGUAAAUUCCACAAUUAAAUGCUGAAGAAAGAAACGCUAACAUAGAAAUCUUGGAACAACACAAUCACACUCAGCACGCAUUGAAGACAUCUGAGGAUUUUCAAGUCAACAUUUAUCUUUUAAAUCUCCUAUGUUUUUUGAUUUACUCCUUUUUAUAAAGGAUGACUGCUGUUUAAAAGGAACACAGUUGUUCUAGUGUACGCUAAAUUGAGUAAAUAUCAAACAGUCGUUAUAACAGUCGUGCAUACGUAUGUGGAAAGUAUCAAUGGUCUAUGAUGUGCUAAGAAUUUUGUACUUGUAUUCAUUCAUAAAACAACAUUAACUCUAUAUUGUUCAUUUGUAUAUUGUACACAAGCUUUGUGAGAAAAAGUUAGGUGAGCCAUAAAGUGACCGUGAUUGUGAUUGCGGCUGAGAUUGUGCUGCUCUUGACUACCAAAACUGUAUCUGUAUUUAAAAAAGCAAACAAACAAACAAAAAGGAGUGCCAAUUUUGCACAUAGUUGCCUGGGGUACUCUCUUACGAAUAAUUUAUGACAAACAUCAAAAUAUACUUUGAAAACCUUCCUUCCACUUCUUGGUCACAAAAGAGCCUGCAUUUCUGCAGCAUUUUAAAGAGCCUCUCUUCCUCUAUUAAGUUCUUAUAACAUUAUAAUAGUGAACGAAGAUAUAAGGUACCAAGAACCAUUCUGUGAUAUCUAUGUUAACACUUAAAUAAUUGAAAGACUAAAAAUUUCUAAAUAUAAGUAUAUAUAUACAUACAUAUAUAUAUAUAUAUAUAUACAUAUAUAUAUAUUGUGGUGAAACAGAAGUGAACACAAAAGAAAUUAAGUAAUUAUUUCGAGAGAAAAGAGGGAAUACUUAUACACAAAAUAUUACAAUUUCAACUUGUGCGAGUUCCAAACAAUGUCCAACAAUCCUCAGUGGAAAACGUUCCAGCCGCCAAUCAUGAACUCUGACCCCGCAAUACUUGAUUACAAGUCUAUGACUAUACCGAGUCCCAAAGUUAUAACGGGAUCGCAUCAGCCGACAACAAAUAUCUAUCGGAAUGGAAACAGCUACAGCGGUGACCAUUACAUGAUGGACUCGCCACCUGGAAAUGGGAAGAAUAUAUCGUACGCCGGCUACCCCAACAGCAAGAUGUCACGAAACGGAGUCACCAGAUUUUCCUUUGGAACGUUCACAGGAAUGGAAACUAGCACCGGGUACACGGAAGAGCCGGCAACGAAUAACUCUACCUAUCAAGAUCAAACCGAGAAUCAAGGACCCCGAGAAACAGGAAUAAUUGAAAAGUUAUUACAUUCAUAUGGAUUUAUACAAUGCUGCGAAAGGCAAGCGAGGCUAUUCUUUCAUUUUAGCCAAUUUAGUGGUAAUAUAGAACAUUUGAAAAUUGGGGAUCUUGUUGAAUUUGAAAUGACGUAUGAUCGACGAACGGGCAAACCCAUUGCUAGCAUUGUCAGCAAGAUUGCUCCAGAAGUGGUACUAAACGAAGAAAGAGUCAUUGGGAAUGUAACAACAGAAUUAAAUACAAACGGUGAUACGCAAGGACGUAUCAGUUACGAAAAUCGCGGGGAGUGCUUUUUUCUGCCAUAUACAAAAGACGACGUUGAAGGGAACGUUACUUUGCGUGCUGGCGAUAGAGUUUCGUUUCAAAUUGCUACCAAUCAACGCGGAAAUCUGGGUGCGUGUCACGUAAGAUUGGAAAAUCCAGCCCAUCCCGUUCGCUAUCGUGGAGUCGUUUGCUCGAUGAAAGAAAAUUUCGGUUUCAUCGAGCGUGCCGAUGUAGUUAAAGAAAUUUUCUUUCACUUUAGCGAAGCUAAAUCAAUGAAGGACGAACUUAAACUAGGAGACGACGUUGAAUUUAUAAUACAAACUCGAAAUGGGAAAGAGGUGGCUUGUAAUAUUACCAAAUUGCCACCCGGUUCUAUAGUUUUCGAGGAAGUCAGUAACGACAUAGUGAAAGGACAAGUAUGGAAACCGCUAGAAAGAGGAAACGCGGCCCGCCAUCAAAACGAUCCCUUGCCUGGAAGAAUUCGGUAUAGAGAUACGGAUCACUCUGAAGUUGAAAUACCUUUUGGUGACAAGGAUCAGAAAGGCGAUUUUACUCUCAGACACGGGGACUGGGUUCAAUUUCGUAUCGCCACAGAUACUAGAGACCAAUUGAAAAGAGCCACGGAAAUAUUAUUAUUAACGGAAUCUUUUGCUGUGUCCGGUGAAAGACGAGAACAAGGAAUUAUAGCUACGCUCAAAGAUGGAUUUGGUUUCAUUCGCUGCGUCGAUCGAGACUUGCGACUCUUCUUUCAUUUCAAAGAAAUUUUAGACGCCGAUCGAGAGAUUAGCGUCGGAGACGAAGUCGAAUUUACCAUAAUUCAAGAUCCUUCCUCAUCGUUUUCAAAUAAUCGACAAAGUGCAAUUAGAUUGAUACGUUUAGCAGCCGGUACUGUUCAAUUCGAAACGAUUAUAGAAAAAGAUUUGUUGGGCACUGUAAUUCAGAAUAUAAACGUACCUGCACCUGGUCUCAUUGAAUACACGAAAGAUAAUGAACAAAAAAAUAUUAUUUUCUUUAGCAAAGAUUGCGAUCCUAAAAAUAUUCCGAAGCUUAAUGACAAGGUUCAAUUCAGUAUUUGUCAGGUGAAACGAAAUAAAGAACUUGUCGCGGUUGACAUAUCUGUGGUGAGCUCUUCCGAGAAAACUCAAAACGGUAAAAAGAAGUUGAACGAUCAAGUUUGUCAGGGUUUCAUUGCCGCGCUCAAAGAUGGAUUUGGUUUUAUCGAGACUGUAAACCAUGAUAAAGAAAUAUUUUUUCACUUCAGCAAUUUCGAAGGAGACGUUAGUGCGUUGGAAGUGGGGGCUGAUAUCGAAUGUACAAUCAGUUCUGGAAACGGUAGAGGUAACGGCGGUUGCGUGGCCGCCGAUUACGUUAAAUUGAUACCUCGCGGAAGCAUUCCUAGGCCGACGCCAGUUAGCGAAGUGCUCGACGGAACAGUGAUUAGACCAUUGCGAAGCACCAAUCCUGACCAGGCAGAGUAUGCUGGUUUAAUAAAAAUAAACGCUACCACCGAGGAUGAGGAUACUCCGGAAUACGAAUUCCGAAUCAUGGGGCUCGUUAACAAACGCGAGUUGUUACAAGCCGGUGAUCCUGUGCAAUUGCAGGUGGAUUCGGCAGGUCACGCUUGUAACAUUGUGGCAGUUAGGAAAAAGAGACGAGCGACGGUCGAUGCGGUUAAAGGUCCUUUUGGUUUUCUCGCUUACGAGGUCGACGAGGGAAAGAAGCUAUUCUUCCAUAUGAGCGAAGUCCGAGAUCACGCGGUACUUCAGCCAGGUGACCAGGUUGAAUUCGUUUUAAUCACGAAUCAGCGUACUGGUAAAUCGUCUGCAUGCAAUGUGACGCGAUUAAGUGAUUCGGUUCAACAACGACCUGAACGAUUGAUCAGUCGGUUGCGUACCACUUCGUUGGAGGAGACGGGUCCUAAAUUAACGAUAGUCAGACAACCAAGAGGGCCGGACGGUACGCGCGGAUUUAGUCAGGAAAGAUCCCAGCAUACCCCUGGUGCCAUCCAAGAAUAAUGUCGUAUCGAAUGGGAUUAUUGCUUAUCCAAAUUGUAAUCUACAUUACUUGUUUUUAGUCCAUACACUUCGGUACCGAGAUUAUUAUUAUUAUAAGCAGCGUAAACAUUUGCCAAAUUGAGACUAAUGUGACAAGAAUAAUAACAUUGAUAAUAAUCGAUUGGAACAUGAUCUUGUUAAAAGGAAGAAUAUAAAGUAAAAAAACAACGAGUCAUUUUAUCAUCUUAUAAAAAAUAAUCAGCAAGGCAGUUUGUCUGAAUUCGUUUGAAAAUAACAAUGAAUAACUUUCCUUUUUCAAAUGAAAUUUUUAUAAUUCUGAUGGACUCUAGUUACGAGACACUCUUCUAUCUUUCUUUUACAGGUAAAAAUUUUUGCAUUCAUUCAGUUAAUUGUAAGUACAGUUUAUACAUUGGAUGAUAUAAUUGAAUAUUAAAAGUUGUUUGACAACCUGCCUGUUUGUAAUGUUCAAAGAUAAUGUCCCGUCUGUCUUUAUAAAAAUAUACGUACAUGUUGAUAAAAUUUUUAUUUAUAUUAUUUUCUUGGAAUCUUUGUUUUAAUCCAUAAUGUAUAUUGCGAUCAACUGAAACAAUGUAUAAUAGCCGAACAAGAAUUGUAUGCAACGCAGCAUAUACACUCGAAAUACAUACGAAUUGGCCGUACGAUCAAAAAAUAAAUAAGAAGGAAUAAACACGUUCGUACUGAGAAUUCUCGAGAUUUGUGAAUUUACGAAAAUUUAUAAUCGCGGAAAUGCAAAAAACAAAUGGUGUUUUACUAUAUGAAUUAUUGUAACGUGUUGAAACUCUGUUGAAGAGAAAGUGUCUAUGAAUUUGUAAAAAGGAAGUUACAAUUGGCCAAUUGUUUGUCCUAGAUAAUAUAUAAACAUAUAAAUAUAUAUAUGUACAUGUCGUUAAGUUCCUGAUGCAGUCUCGUGUUGUAAAAUGAAACUAGUAUUAUGAAUUCAGUCGAUAUAUAAAUCCAAGGAAAUUACCACAAGUACUUACGUGAAAAAAAAGAAAAAAAAAGUAUGAGGAAACGCAUUUUAUAAGUUUUGCUAUUGGAAACAGCAAGCAAGGCACACGUGGCAUUACGUAGAGAGUAGGCGAACGGAGUCAAAUUAACAACAUGCAUCGACGAUUGCAGGCACGAUACGAAACCAAACGUUUCUCGGAGAACUCCACGGAUCCAACACAUCACGUGCAUACAUAUUGUAAAAUUAUUGAUGAAUAAACAGUGAAAAUAUCAAACAUA
This is a messenger RNA of Ceratina calcarata, 4948 nucleotides long. RefSeq names its product cold shock domain-containing Unr (gene Unr). NCBI's taxonomy places the organism in Eukaryota, Metazoa, Arthropoda, Insecta, Hymenoptera, Apidae. The transcript is spliced from 11 exons. The coding region runs from base 1040 to 3700 and encodes 886 amino acids. Gene Ontology annotation, molecular function: nucleic acid binding. The record is from RefSeq and is a predicted model, not a curated record.